Ilyonectria robusta is the source of this 1161-nucleotide messenger RNA. RefSeq lists its product as uncharacterized. NCBI's taxonomy places the organism in Eukaryota, Fungi, Ascomycota, Sordariomycetes, Hypocreales, Nectriaceae. The transcript has 2 exons. The record is from RefSeq and is a predicted model, not a curated record. The coding region runs from base 1 to 1161 and encodes 386 amino acids.
AUGCGCUUCUCUCAUAUCACUACUGUCGCUAUCGCUGCGGCCUCUGGACUGUCCCAAGCCCGGGUUAUUCCGGCCAACUCUAAACGCGAUGACGACUACACCAACGAAGUAGUCAUCAUGCUCCAGUGCGACCGCAUGCAAGACGGCUCCGACACCCUCUUUGGCACCAAGGACCAGAUGUGGUGGUGGAACGACUACGCUGCCAUCUUUGUAGACAAGGCGGCCGUCACCUACAAGACGGCCUAUGUCUACGCCCCUGGUCAAGAUAACCCGACAUACGUCGACUGGACGGCCGGCACUACUAAUGACCCCAUCACGGCCGAUUUUGACGGCGAAAAGUUCAAGCUCUAUGGCCAGGCCGAGACAGGCGAUAGUAAUACUCAUGUUACCGGAACGGGUAGCUACAAAGGCAACGACUUCACCUGCUACGACACCCCCAAGCAAAACUUCUACGAGCCCGUCUCGGACGACGUGCAGUACGUUUGCCACAACAAGUACCUUUGUACGCGGUCCAGCCGCGAUAUCACCCGCUCCGAGAUCGAGGUUUCGCAGGGCACCUACGAUGUUACCGCGGACGGCAGCUACCCUAUGGACAACCCCGGUGUCGUUGAGGGUGUGACUAUGGAGGAGGCUAAUGAGAAAGCCCGAGCGUGGGCCGAGAAGAUGUAUCUGAUGAUCAUCGAGGCGGAGGCCACGGGUACGGAUGCCGACCAUCCCUACUCUAUGGGAGACUCGGGCUACAGCAUGUACUUCAACAUUGACCGCACUGAAAAGGAGGGCGACGCGCACUGGGACACCAGCCGGGUCACCACCAUUGCCAACGAGCUCGCCAGCUUGAUUCCCCCUAAGCUGGUCGAGGGCAGCUCGACUGACUGCGUGUACAACCCCAAGUCUUCCGUCUGCCAAUGGGUCCUUCCAUUCCCUCACGAGAUAGUCGUUAAGUUCGAGGUGGCCAGGCAGAACGACCCGCGGUGGAUGACCCAGGAUACCUUCACUAUUUCAGUCCGGCCUGACAGCCCCGCCAGCUGCAGCACGACAAACUCGAUUGCGACUGUAAUUGCUGGAGCGCUGGCUGGUAUUCCGGUAGUUGGCAUUGCGGCCAAUUUGGCUGCCUUUGGCUCUGCCAUUUCUACAACAGUUGCUGGAGCAGUUUGCUUGUAA